Messenger RNA from Cuscuta europaea, 3555 nucleotides. The record is from the annotation of a GenBank genome assembly. NCBI's taxonomy places the organism in Eukaryota, Viridiplantae, Streptophyta, Magnoliopsida, Solanales, Convolvulaceae.
CACGCGCCGCCGUCCUGCCUAGAUCAUACGCCAUUCUUGACGAAGUCAUUCUCGUACAAUACGAAAGCCUAAAACCAUGUCUGAUUUCAUUUCGCCAUUUACUGGUUUCAUCUCAAAUAAUUAAGAUGGAUGUGGAGGAAAGUCCUCAAUCGCCAAAGCAAUCACAACCAUCCCCUGUUGACGCGAAACCCAUUGAUCGGAGAUUCUCUGCUCUAGGAGACCUGUGGACUCUACCGGAUGAAAUUAUCUGCUCCAUUCUGACUUAUCUUUCUCCCCAAGACGUAGCUCGCCUUGCAUGUGUUAGCAGUGUAUUAUACAUUUUUUGCGAUGAGGAGCCCCUCUGGAAGAGCCUAUGCCUUGAGAAUAUCCAGCAUCCACUUCAGUAUAAAGGCUCCUGGAAGAAAACAGUAAUGGAUCAGAUGGACCUUCCAAUUGACAGUGAUAUACCCUGUCAGAAACCACUACACUUUGAUGGAUUUAGUUCUCUAUUCCUCUACAAGAGACUAUACCGGUGCUAUACUACUCUGAAUGAUUUUGGUUAUGAUAAUGGAAACGUGGGAAGGUCAACCAACCUCUCUUUGGAACAGUUUCAGGAUAAGUAUGACGGACAGAAACCGAAUUGAAAACAGGUUUUGAUUGCUGGAUUAGCCGAUUCUUGGCCCGCUAGGAAUGCAUGGACAACAGAGCAAUUACUGUUGAAGUAUGGAGAUACACCAUUUAGAAUAUCUCAAAGGAGCUCUAAGAAAAUUAUAAUGAAUCUUAAGGACUACGUGUCCUACAUGCAACUUCAGCAUGAUGAGGAUCCUUUGUAUAUAUUUGAUGAAAAGUUUGGGGAAGUUGCUCCUGGACUGUUGAAGGAUUAUAGUGUCCCACACCUCUUCUAUGAAGACUUUUUUGAUGUAUUGGAUAGGGACGAACGCCCCCCUUUUAGAUGGCUGAUUAUUGGACCAGAGAGGUCUGGUGCUUCUUGGCAUGUUGAUCCUGCACUUACCAGUGCUUGGAAUACUCUGCUUGGUGGACGUAAACGGUGGGCAUUGUAUCCUCCUGGAAGAGUGCCUUCAGGCGUGACAGUACAUGUAAAUGAAGAAGAUGGUGAUGUCAAUAUUGACAGUCCAUCUUCUUUGCAGUGGUGGCUGGACUAUUAUCCCCUUCUUGCGGAUGAGGACAAGCCGAUAGAAUGUACUCAACUCCCUGGCGAAACAAUAUUUGUACCAAGUGGGUGGUGGCAUUGUGUGCUAAAUUUGGAGACCACUAUAGCUGUUACACAGAAUUUUGUGAAUUCAAAAAACUUUGAAUUUGUGUGCCUGGAUAUGGCUCCUGGUUACAAACACAAAGGAGUCUGCCGUGCUGGAUUGCUUGCAUUAGAUGACAGCAGCUUUGAGGAUGUUAAAAAGAAUGUAUCGAGUCCGGAAAAUAGUUUUAGCUACUCGGACCUUACUAGAAAAGAGAAGAGGGCUAAAAUUCCCCCACAUGUUAUGGGAGGUUCACGAUGUGAAGCUUCUAGAGAUGGUGAUCCUGAAUUUAACGAGAACCGAAAUCUGAAAUUUUCUUAUGAUAUAAAUUUCUUAAGCAUGUUCUUAGAUAAAGAAAGGGACCACUAUAAUUCCUUAUGGUGCCCAAGUAACUGUAUUGGGCAACGAGAAAUGAGGGAAUGGUUAUCACGACUUUGGCAUCAAAGGCCAGUACUCAGGGACCUAAUUUGGAAGGGAGCCUGUAUUGCACUGAAUUCUAGCAGAUGGUUUGAAUGUGUGGAGGAAAUUUGUGUCUAUCAUGAGUUGCCCUUACCUGCAGAAAAUGAGAGGCUUCCCAUUGGGAAGGGUAGUAAUCCUGUUUAUCUUAUUUCCAAUAAUGUGAUAAAGAUAUUGGUUGAAGGAGGGACUGAAGCUUCGCUUCAUUCUUUCGGCACAGAGCUUGAGUUUUACAGUGUUCUGCAGAAAGUAAGCUCCCCUCUGAAAGAGCAUAUCCCUGAUGUUUUGGCCAGUGGAAUUGUCUAUAUUGAAAAUGGAUUAUGCAGAGUUAUGCCAUGGAAUGGAAAAGAUGUUUCUGAGGUGAUCUCUAAUUCUGUGUCAUUUCUUGGAGAACACCGAAAAGGAAAUUACCCAUAUGGAAUAUGGAGAAAAAUGCAAUUUGACUAUAGAAAUGUGGGAAUUUCUCCAUAUGAAUUGGUGACGAGUAACGAUGUAGAAGUAUGGCCAUAUGUGGUGACUCAAAGAUGCAGAGGAAAAACGUUAGCAGACCUAAGAGAAACCCUGUCAUGGGAAGAUACUUUGGACUUGGCCUCCUUCCUGGGAGAACAACUCAGGAACCUUCAUCUUGUGCCAUGCCCAUCUUUGAAUUACUCAACAUUGUUACAAAGCAAUCAAGAACCUAUGCUAAAUUUUAAUGGUAGUAUUCCAGUAGAGUGGGACCUGUUCCUCAAGAUACUGAACAAGAAAAAGGAAGAUGUCUCUAAUCGCUUAACCAAAUGGGGUGAUCCCAUUCCUGUUGAUCUGAUUGAAAAAGUCAGUGAGUACAUCCCGGACAACCUAGCAAAGCUCCUUUUUGUGUCUGAGGAUACCGCUGGAGUUCACAAAUCUUGCACCUGGAUACACUCAGAUAUAAUGGAUGACAAUAUCCACAUGGAAGAGUCUUGCGUUACCGCCUCUUGCUUAGCAGAGGAUGAUAGACCAAUUGACAAUGGCGAUGUCAUUGAUACUAGGAAAUGUUGUGAUAAAAAAAGCUCAUGGCGUGCAACCCACAUACUUGAUUUCAGUGGCUUGUCCAUAGGUGGUCCCCUUUUAGAUAUCAUUCCAAUUCAUCUGGAUGUGUUCAGAGGAGAUCCACGUCUGUUGAUUCAUUUUCUAGAAAGCUAUAAACUCCCAUUGUCACCAUGGCAAGAAAUCUCGAAAGGAUUAGCUGAUAACAACAACAGCAGAUGUGGACGGCUCUCUUAUCAUGCCAUGUGCUAUUGUAUCCUUCACGAUGAUAAUGUUUUGGGGGCAAUUUUCAGCAUUUGGAAAGAACUUAGGACAGCAAAGUCUUGGGAAGAAGUUGAGGAAACCGUAUGGGGAGAUCUAAACACCUAUACUCCCGCUGCCGCUUCCUAUUAGCUGCUUUUUAGCCACAACCAUCUUUUCCUGUACUUAUUCUUUCUGUUUGGGCUCCUGCUGUUUCACAUCUUUUACUAUACACAGAGUUGUGGCCUCACCUUUUGACGUCAACGGUGAAACCAUAGAAUACCAAAUUUUAUUAUAGAACCAUUGAAGGUGAGCCCCAUCUUUUGAAAGAAGAAUUAGUACCAGACUCCGUGAGUUUAAGAACUGACUACAAAAAUCUUGAAGCAACACUGUUGGUAUAGUUUGUGUGGAACCAGUCAUUCAUAAAUUGUAACCUUUGGAUAAAUUUUGGUGUUUGGACCUUGGACUUUAAUGGUGAAUGGGUUAUCACUUUAUUGCUUUUAAUCACAUUUUACCCCGAUACUAGAUAUUCUUGAAUCCAGUAAACGAAGACAUGUGCUUGUAAUCCUUGUAUCUUGAGCCAAUGUUGAUAUUAAAUACUAACAAUGCAUUUAUUAUA